AUUUCCCCACCGUCCUCCCUCCUCUCUCCCCGCCGCUCGCUGCUCCCAUACCCGCCUCCCGCUGCCGGGGCAGACUGGACUGGAGAUCUGCACUUGAUUCGCCUAUCUCGUCGAUCGACCAGGAAGACAGCAACGGGUUUGGAGAACCUCAAGAAGAGCCGAGAGAUGUCGCUAGGCUAUGCAGAGAAGCUGUCUUACCGAGAGGAUGUGGGCACUGUGGGCAUGCCUGAGAAGUUCGACUCCCCCAAACUCCUCCAAGGGAAGAUAGAAGAGCUUGCAGUUAUGGUGCAAAAGAGUAAGCAUCUAGUGGUGUUUACCGGAGCAGGAAUAUCAACUUCAUCUGGCAUACCUGAUUUCCGAGGCCCAAAGGGUGUGUGGACUCUGCAGCGUGCAGGAAAAGGUGUUCCUGAUGCUUCACUCCCAUUUCACCGAGCUGCUCCAACCUUGACUCAUAUGGCAUUAGUUGAAUUGGAAAGAGCAGGUCUCCUAAAGUUUGUCAUAAGCCAGAAUGUUGACAGCCUACAUUUGCGUUCUGGCUUCCCAAGGGAGAAGCUGGCUGAAUUGCAUGGGAAUUCUUUCAAGGAGGUCUGCCCAUGCUGUAAAACGGAGUACCUUCGUGAUUUUGAAAUAGAGACAAUAGGACUGAAGGAUACUCCAAGGCGUUGUACAGACAAGAACUGUGGAGCUAGAUUAAAAGAUACAGUUCUUGAUUGGGAGGAUGCGUUACCCCCUGAGGAGAUGAAUUCUGCCGAGGAGCAGUGUCGAGCAGCUGAUCUUGUCCUAUGUCUAGGAACUAGCUUGCAGAUUACUCCUGCAUGUAAUAUGCCUCUGUUGUCAAUCAAGAAUGGGGGAAAGGUUGCUAUUGUUAAUCUUCAGGCAACUCCGAAAGACAAAAAGGCAAGCCUUGUCAUCCAUGGGCUUGUGGAUAAGGUCAUUGCUGGAGUGAUGUGCAUUCUGAGUCUGCGUAUUCCUCCAUAUAUACGUACUGACUUCAUUCAACUUCUUCUUCGGCACACAGUCAAAAAGAAAUGUGUAAGAUGGACAAUGCGAGUAACUAGUGUUCAUGGCAUGCGAGCACCAUUGUCAUUUCUUCGGUCAAUUGAGGUUUCCUUUCCAGACAGAUCUGACAUGAAGCCUGUAGUUCUUAUGGAGCAACCAUUUUCUUUGCAGAGGGAAACAUCAAUGACUAGCAUAUUUUCCAUGUUGCUGACAUUGAACUUCAGUGAUGGUUGUGGCUGCUCAAGCUCAUCAAUUGAAUGCCAUGUUAAUUUCCAGAAGCAAAAGGAGAGCUUUGUUAGGGAUAGAAUCCUAGUCCUGCAGGAGAUGAAGUGUACUGCAGAGCGCCAGUCUCGUGCCGGGCAGCAAUCGAUUCUUGAAAGGGAGAGUCUGCCAAGAGCAGAGACAUCUAUACACGCGUUUGUGACCAACAUUAUCAGGUACGACGCUGAAGAUCCCAAGGGUAGUUGGAUGAACAGCGGCAGCAGUACCAGCAGCAACCUUGCAAAACGGCUUGUGGAGGGCGCUAGUGGCUACUCAGCGUCGACAAAGAAGCUGAAGUGCUAGAACCGGCUGCGUCAGGUUUUCUGAUCUUUUUGUUUGUAGUAGUUAUCUGACUUGGUACAUGCGUGAGAAGUUUACAGACUUACAGUAGCAAGAGUGGUGCAAAGAGUUAGAUGAAUGGGUGAAGGGAAGGUGGAACAUCUUUUCGUUGACAGCAAAGUGCCCAAAAAUGGGAACUGGUUGAGUCUUGAAUCUUGAUUGUAUCUUUUUUUUUCUUGUUAAGCUCUCUCAAAGUUGAGAAACUUGUGAAAUGUACAUUGACAUCAUGAUAUCCAAUUGGAACCGAA
Molecule: messenger RNA, 1847 nt
Organism: Triticum dicoccoides
Lineage: Eukaryota; Viridiplantae; Streptophyta; Magnoliopsida; Poales; Poaceae
Gene: SRT1
Product: sirtuin 1
Exons: 15
Coding region: 166-1563 (465 amino acids)
Biological process (GO): negative regulation of transcription by RNA polymerase II
Cellular component (GO): nucleus
Molecular function (GO): NAD+ binding; histone deacetylase activity, NAD-dependent; transcription corepressor activity
Source: RefSeq, a predicted model, not a curated record